AUGACCCAGAAUGUGAAUUCCUUCACCAUCACCUCCGGCCUUCUCCACGACCCCUUCUCCGCCGCUCGCCUCAUCGCCGCCGUCGCCGCCACUGACCUCUCCCUCGCCCACCUCACCUUCCUUCACUCCCCAACCCCCUCCGCCUUCGCCUUCAAUUCCCUCAUCCGUGCCCACUCCUCCGGCCCUUCUCCAUCCGUCUCACUCCUCCUCUUCCGCCGCAUGCUCCGUCGUCGUCUCCACCCGGACCGCUUCUCCUUUCCCUUCCUCUUCCGCGCGGCUGCCCGCGCCACCACCGACCCCAACCUCGUCUUCUCCCUCCAUUCCCUUGCGCUCCGCCAUGGCGUCUCGCUGGACCCCUUCGUUGCCACUUCGCUGCUCCACGCUUACGCUUCUUUCGAUGCCUUCGAUUCUGCUCUCAAGGUGUUCGAUGAAAUGCCUCUGAGAACGAUAGUCACUUGGAACGCCGUCAUCUCCUGCUGUUCCAAGUCUGCGCGCAAUCUCCACGGGUUAACACUCUUCAGUGCGCUCCUCCAAUGGCGAGACUUGCGCGCAAACGCUGACACUCUCAUUGCCGCUCUAUCCUGCUGCAAAGGCCUCAACACCUUGUGCCAUGGUAAGAGCUUGCACGCACUAGCCAUUCGAUUGUGGCUGGACGCAUUGGUGGAGCUGAGCACGAGCUUGGUGCACACGUACGUGAAAUGCGGUGGUUUGGAUUAUGCGAAGAAGGUGUUCGAUGAAAUGCCUGAGAGAGAUGUGUCAGCGUGGACGGCGAUGAUUGGUGGUAUGGCGAUGCAUGGACGUGGAGAGGAGGCUGCGGAGUUAUUCAGGCAAAUGAAGGUUAGUGGUAUUGAACCAGACUCUUUGACAUUUACUAGUGUUUUGCAUGCAUGUAGUCAUUGUGGGUUGGUGGAGAUGGGAAUGAGGAUUUUUGAGGAGAUGGAGGAGAGGAAGGUGGUGAGAAUGGAGCAUUAUGGGGUGGUGGUGGACAUGUUGGGAAGGGCAGGGUUGAUGGAGGAGGCUGAGAAGUUUGUAGAGAGGAUGGAUAUGGAGCCAAGUAGAGAGGUUUGGGGGGCAUUGUUGAAUGGGUGUUUGGUGAAUGGGGAGGUGGAGAUGGGGAAGAGGUUGGAGAGGAAGUGUGUGGAGUUAGGGUUAGGGUUAGGGCUGGGGAAGGAGGGUGGGGGGUUUAUGGUUGGGGUUUCUAAUGUGUAUGCUAGGGAAGGGAGGUGGGAGGAGGUGGGAAUGGUGAGGGAGAGGAUGAUGGAGAAAAAGAUCAGGAAAGAGAAGGGUUUUAGCUUGGUUGAGAGGGGACCAAUGAUUUCGUGUAGGUCAUUUUGA
Molecule: messenger RNA, 1335 nt
Organism: Dioscorea cayenensis subsp. rotundata (Guinea yam)
Lineage: Eukaryota; Viridiplantae; Streptophyta; Magnoliopsida; Dioscoreales; Dioscoreaceae
Product: pentatricopeptide repeat-containing protein At2g36730-like
Exons: 2
Coding region: 1-1335 (444 amino acids)
Biological process (GO): RNA modification
Molecular function (GO): protein binding; RNA binding
Source: RefSeq, a predicted model, not a curated record